Molecule: messenger RNA, 3287 nt
Organism: Xylaria bambusicola
Lineage: Eukaryota; Fungi; Ascomycota; Sordariomycetes; Xylariales; Xylariaceae
Exons: 5
Coding region: 149-3025 (958 amino acids)
Biological process (GO): regulation of DNA-templated transcription
Molecular function (GO): zinc ion binding; DNA-binding transcription factor activity, RNA polymerase II-specific
Source: RefSeq, a predicted model, not a curated record
AACACUCCCACCUCAGACUUGGAUCCAAGCUCAGACUUUGGCUAAGACUUUGGCUCAGACUUCAACAUUGACGGCUGCUCUAAGUUCGAAGCCAGCCUCGACUACCCCGCCACUAUCCCGCCAUUUGUUCAGGCAGCUAUUCAUUGGCAUGGGAGCUUGUCGAGACAAGAUGUUAUGGUGCACAUAUUGUGGAAAGGCGUUCACGCGGAAGGAGCAUCUCGAACGACAUCUACCUAGUCACACAAACGUCAAACCUCAUCGGUGUGAGGACUGCCAACUCGGCUUUACUCGAAGAGACCUCCUUGUAAGACACCACGCAACAUAUCAUACUGCAAGAGACGACUCGAUGGGGCCUACGCCAGGAGGCCACCCUCCGAACGCAGGGAAGACUCAAAUUGCUUGUCUCAACUGCGCCCAGGCAAAAACAGGAUGUGAUAAGUUGCUGCCUACAUGUACUCGAUGCCGAGAAAAGGGUCUCACCUGUGAAGUUCGAUAUGCUAGGCGGUCCACGAAAGCCGCUUUCCGGAACUCCCAAGCAUCAAGAAAGCAGUCAGUAUCUCUAACGGCCCAGCAUGCCUUGCCUCCAUCACCACUCAUGAUGACAACGCCUAUUACCACACCCUAUAUUCCUGCGCCAAUGGAUGGCAGUCAGGGGCCUUCUCUUAGUGACCCCCAAGUGAAAACACCAAUAUCACCGCAUACCACAUCCAUCAUGAUAGAUCCUCGCAUAUCACAACAUGGUAACUUGCUCGACAGAAGCCCACAGUCCAACCUACAAUCCAGACCAGACCUUCCUUUUUCGCCACUUAUGCCUAGGGUGGACGACUUCGUCUCAUAUAGCAACGAGUUCAUGGGUCAAGAUAUCAAUUAUGGUACAUUUGACGACAUGAACUAUGAGAUGUAUUCCAGUAACCAAUACCUGGCGGAUGCUUUGAUGCCAGCGUUGCAAGAUUUGAGUCCGAUUGCAAGCUCGAGUUCCGAAUUGGUUGAUUCAAUCAUAGGAUCAGGGCCCACGAGAAGCACGAGUAUCAUGUCAUCCAAGGAUGUUGAUCAAAUCAUGUUUGACCCUAACUCCCCAUCUGACAUUCCAGAGUUAGAAACUGGCGCUCUGAUCGCCUCUCAGUCCGGAUGGCCGAUUGUUCGAUGCAACCCUGUCAUAUACUCGGGAGACUGUCCACGAACCGCUAUAAUAUAUCUGGAGUCCUUAGAAAGGAAGUCAAAGCAGAAGGAUACAUGGAACGCUCUAGAAAAGUACUUGAGUAUAGCUAGAAUGGAUGGCACUGACCUAACAUCAGUAGUACCUAUCAACUCCUAUACUAGGGACCAUUUUCUUGCUAAAACUCAGUCUUUCCUGCAUAAAGCCCUGGAGAUUCAUCGCCCUCCCUUCCAUAAUCACAGUUCUGGCUUUCAGAAUGACGACAGACCGAAUCCUGGGUCUAGCAUGAGCCUAUACCUCGUUCUUCCGCCGAAUAAGAUACUAGAAUAUUUCUUACGGAGUUAUGUCCGCAACCUUUCCUGCCUCUAUUCACUUGUACCAUCGGGCCAUGUCGACCCCAAUGAGAUGAUACUUGGUAAUCAUGCUACAUGCUUAUUGGUCUUGCUCAUGGUUGCGCAAGGUGCUUCUGCUGUCCCAAGCGAAGAGGCGCGUACCCUCUCGGCCGGUCUCAUUGAAACUUGUAGGAUCUCAUUAUUUGACAUAAUUGAGAAAAAUGUCGAAAUGUGCGCAGACUUGACGAUAAAUCGAUGCUCUCUACUGUUCACCUUAUUAGGAGCCUGGAGCGGUGACAAGUGGCUUAUGGAUAUUGCCAUGGGCCAACGGGGAAUGUACAUUUCGAUGUUGAAGCAUGCCGGCAUGUUUGAAUCUCCUAUGAGUGCACCAUCCCCUAAUCCGACCAAUAUUGAGGCGGCAUGGCGCUCUUGGCUGGAUCGAGAAACAAAGAAUAGAUUAGUCUACAAUUGGGUCAUGGUAGACCAGGAGCUCAGCCUCUUCCAUGACGGGGCGCCCGUGAUUACCGUCAGCGAGCUUUGCACGCCGUUGCCCGGUCCCGAGCAGCUGUGGAUGUCGGGAAAUGCUGACCAGUGGAUGGCCGCCAUGCAAUCCAACAUCAACUGUCCUCCUGCCAACGCCAGUGCACAGCUGCUCGGCGCGCCAUUGCUGGAGCCCACCCUCUUUGCCCUGUUCCAGGAAUUUCUGCAUAAUAAUUCAGAAAGCCAGAAGUGGGGUGCUCUGACACCUCAUCGGCUGAGGCUGCUUUUGCAUCCAUUACAGUCGCUGCUGUGGUACCAACGGGAGUUGAAAUGCUACCUACCCGAUACGUAUAAGCUCAGGGCUAUGCCAUCAAAGUCUGUAGACGAACGGCCUCCAAUGGAGCACCAGGCAGAUACACAGAAUUUGCUCCAGAGGUGGUACAAGCUAAGCAGGAACUACUUCCAGGCGCACCCGAAAUGUGUUGUGAGCAAGACCAAUCUGGUGCUUUUCCACCUCAUCUCGCUAAACGUAGUGACCAAUUUUUCUGCAAUCGAAAAGCUCGCGCAGCGCGAAGAUUCUGCUGCGAAGCAUGGCCCCUACAUUCAUAGGAUAGAGGAGACCGUUUAUCAUUGUGGACAGGUGGUUUCUCUGAUGCGAGCCAUACCUGUAGACCGGCGACCGUUAUGGUGGAGCGCCGCUCUCUACCGAGCAUUACUUAUUCUCUGGGUCUACAGCAUUCUGAGGGGAGACGCAUCCUUCCUACAGAAUUCGGAAACGGGGAUACCCCUCGUCAUCGACAAAGUGGCGAUCGACGACGAGGCCCUAUACAACUACAUGUGGAAAGAGGGCCCCAAAGCAGUUCCCGUGCUGUCAGGGCCGAGCAACUCCACCGUGAAUCUCGACAACCCUUUAAACGUCCUCAAUUAUGCAGUGAAGAUGAUCGACGAGGGGAACAGCUCGCGCUUCAGCGACGGUAUCAAGCGCAAACUCGUAGAACUCGCAAAGGCCUGGAACAAAUCAUCACCUCCCGGUACACAUCAGUUGCUCGGUAUAUAAGAUCAACUAGGGUUUUGUUUCAAAAUUUGAUAUAUAUACCUUCACGUUAUUACUAUCCAAUCGGACCUUAGGAGGCCACUGAUCAAGGAAGUAUACUCAGCAGCAACCGAAUACAUGAGCACAGUAGUCCACACACUACACAGAAGCCUAAUGAGUCUUUAGGAGAGCUCAAAAACUGUAUUAUAUUAUAUUCAUCACAUUAUUUUGAAGUGUUGGGCUCUCUUCCUAAGACAUUGGUAUGCAUUGGAAUCAGUGGGCGGGA